CAUUAAAAACUUUCUUUAUCGGCAAAAACAAGAGAACUACUAGAGACCUAUUACCUUAUUGCUGAGGGAUACCGCGUACACGUAUGUGUCAUGGGUAAUCCGCAAUUUCGUCACAUUGAAUUUCAUGAGCCCAAGCUGCACAAGAAGAAUCGAAUAAUAUGCCGCUCGAAUGUUACCAUUCUUACUGAAUAUCCGUAAACUCUCAAGGUUUACUAAAUUACGAAACUACUUCGAUUUUACACUACCAACAGAUUUCACAAGCUACUACCUAGGAAAAACACAGAACAAUUACGAAAACAUUGCUUACCGAAUUGGUUUCUUAGCCUAUUUUUCGGAUAUAUUUUUAGCACAUUUUCCGGUAUUUGUAGCAGGGUAUAUGAGGCAAAAACACGUCAUGACAAUAUCCAGAGCAGCAGAGUUUGGUGGAAAGAUCAUAGUUCCACUGUUUCUUUAUUAGUAUGAGCAUUGGAGCUGCUUUUCCUGUGCCAUUUUGCAGUUCUAGGAAAUGAAAGGCCAGGAUUUAAUAAACUCUGUAAUUCCAGAUGAGAUCAUGAUCAAGGCAUUUAACUAUUUGGAUGGACAAAAAAUGGAUAGGGAUUCGUGUGCUUUGGUCUGCCAGAGAUGGUAUCAGCUGGAACGUGCAAGCCGGCACACAAUUCGAAUAGGGGCUUCAGAUGGUUCUGAUGAGUGCAUAGGUUUGCUUGUACAGUUGUUUACGGAUCUGCGCUUUGUGUACAUGGAUGAAAGACUCUCAGUGUCUGCACAACCACCUUCCAGUUCUCAUCUUGGUUUUAGACUAAAGUCAAGCAGAGCUACUGCCACUGGAAGUUCAUCAUCAAGGCGAGGAGUGAAGCGAAAUUACUCAAUGGGGAAAUAUAGAAUUGAAGAAGAUGAACUUGAAAUGACGACUCUUUCUGAUCUUGGUUUGAAUGUUCUCGGGAAAGGAUGUCCAAGACUGGAAAAACUGAGUUUAGUAUGGUGCUCUGCAGUAACCAGUCUGGGCUUGGUGUCAGUAGCCAAGUGUUGUAAGUCCUUGAAGGCCUUAGAUUUACAGGGUUGCUAUAUAGGUGAUCAAGGUCUUGAGGCUGUAGGAGAAUAUUGCAAGCAGUUUGAAGAUCUAAAUCUGCGGUUUUGUGAGGGGAUGACUGACAGAGGUGUGAUAUCAAUAGCUAUUGGUUGUGGGAGAACAUUGAAAUCCCUUGGCAUUGCAGCAUGUGCAAGGAUAACUGAUAAUUCUCUCAAAGCUGUUGGAGCUCACUGCCAUUUUCUUGAAAAAUUAAUCCUGGAUUCUGAGUCUGUUAAUGAUGUGGGAUUGUUGGCAGUAGCUCAAGGAUGCUCCUCGUUAAAGUAUUUACAGUUGCAGUGUGUGAAUGUAACAGAUGAUGCAUUACAAGCUGUGGGUGGAUUGUGCCUGUCAUUGAAGACACUGACAUUAUGCAGCUUCCAAAAAUUCACUGACAGGAGCCUCGUGGCAAUAGGGAAUGGGUGCAAGGCAUUAAAUGUUCUUUCUUUGAGUGAUUGCUAUUAUUUAAACGACCAAAGUUUAGUUGCAAUUGCCAUUGGGUGCAGUGAACUUACACAACUUGAAGUUAAUGGCUGUCACAAUAUUCACACUGCUGGCAUUGAGGCUAUUGGUCAAUCAUGCUGGAGACUCACAGAACUUGUCCUUAAGUAUUGCCAAAAUAUCGGGGAUAGUGCCUUGUUUGAGGUUGGGAAAGGCUGUCAACAACUAAAAGCUCUUCACUUGGUUGAUUGCUCAAGUAUCAGUGAUGCUGCCAUUUGCAAUAUAGCAAAAGGUUGCAGGCACUUGAAAAAACUGCAUGUGCGGCGGUGUUAUAAGGUUGGAGAUGAAGGCAUCAUUGCUGUUGGGAGCAACUGUAGGCAUCUCCAUGACUUAAGUCUUCGAUUUUGUGACAGAAUUGGGGAUGAUGCACUCAUCUCUAUUGGGCAAGGUUGUCCUUCUUUGUGGCGAUUGAAUGUUAGUGGUUGCCAUCGGGUGGGUGAUAUUGGAGUCACUGCUAUAUCAAAGGGUUGCCCUCUUCUAACUCAUCUGGACAUCAGCGUGUGCCAGAAUGUUGGUGACAUGGGAUUGGCUGCAUUGGGUGAAGGGUGUUCACAUCUGAAGGAGAUUGUCAUGUCUCAUUGUCGAAAAAUCACCGAUAUUGGUGUGGGUUACUUGGUAAAAUACUGCACAAAACUUGAAGCAUGUCAUAUGGUUUACUGCCAAUUUAUUACCGCCGCUGGUGUUGCUACUGUAAUUUCUAGUUGUCUAAACAUAAAGAAGGUGUUGGUUGAGAAGUGGAAAGUCACCCCAAGAACGAGAAGGCGUGCUGCCUCAGUGUUAACGGAACUUUGUUUGGAAGCAUGAGUGCUAAUGUAACACUAUCCAUCUCCUUGAACCACUACAGUCAUGCAGAUCUUAAUUCCACAUCUGUUAUUGUUGGUUUUCUAUAUUAUAGCGCCUAUAAAUCUGAUUUUUGAUCAGUCUGUGUUUCUUUCUUUGUAAUUUUGAAGUUAUGAAUACUAUUAUUACACCUGUUCUCUUCAGGGAGUAAAUAGUGCAUUUUGUGGUACACACAUAUCACAUCUUUAGGUAGGAUUGAAUAAUCGAAGGAGGCUCACUGGGUAAAUCAUGUGAACACACAGGCUUUUUAAUAAUACCUCAUAAUUUUAGAAUUUAAUAACUCA
This is a messenger RNA of Cryptomeria japonica (Japanese cedar), 2688 nucleotides long. Its product is annotated as F-box/LRR-repeat protein 4. The transcript is spliced from 10 exons. The record is from RefSeq and is a predicted model, not a curated record. Gene Ontology annotation, cellular component: SCF ubiquitin ligase complex. Bases 506 to 2368 code for a protein of 620 amino acids. NCBI's taxonomy places the organism in Eukaryota, Viridiplantae, Streptophyta, Pinopsida, Cupressales, Cupressaceae. Gene Ontology annotation, biological process: SCF-dependent proteasomal ubiquitin-dependent protein catabolic process. Gene Ontology annotation, molecular function: protein binding.